AUGUUACCAAUAAACUUUAAAUAACAAAAAAUAAAUAUUUAAGAUUUGCAAACAAAAUUGCCUUAACUCAAUGGAAAAAACAAAUAUGAAUCUCCUAAUUCUUAAGCUUUAAAAAAAGUAGAAUAAAUAGAAUUAAACAAAUAAAGUAUAUAAUAGAGAGCAAAUAAAGAAGACGCAUCACCUUGGGUAGCUAAAUAAGCUUAAUUAGAAGCAUAGUCACAAUUUGAAUAGGCUUAAAAAAGAGUAUAGCUACUUCUAAAACAAGAAGAAUUAACUUUAGCAAAGUAAUAAUCUUUAGAAAUGAAGAAAUAAUAUUUAGAAAGAAUAAGAUAAUAAAAAUAUUAACAUUAUUAAGAUAAUAAAACAAAAUUUAAAAUGAAAUAAUAAGCUAAUCUACUUAAUAAUUAAAAAAUUAAAUUAAAUAAAACAUAUAAUAAUCAAAAGAGUAACUUUAUUCAAACAAAAAAAAUGAUGUCGAAGCCAGAAACUAGGAAAGUUACAAAAAUUCUAAAUAAAUUCAAUCCAUAAAAGAAAAUAAUGAUGAAUAAAAAAAAUAUAAGCAGAAAAAGUCAAAUAAUAAAAGUUAGAAUCGUAAUAAAAUAGAAAUGA
Ichthyophthirius multifiliis is the source of this 609-nucleotide messenger RNA. RefSeq lists its product as hypothetical. NCBI's taxonomy places the organism in Eukaryota, Ciliophora, Oligohymenophorea, Hymenostomatida. The record is from RefSeq and is a predicted model, not a curated record. The transcript has 2 exons.